AUGAAAAAAAGCAACUUGUCGCUAUUUAAAAGUAUAGUAAAACAUUCUUGGCGAGCAUCUUUAUUUUGUUAUUCAACAAUAUUUAUUCAUAGUUCAGUGAAUACUCUAUUAGCUUCAUAUAAUGAUAAAGAAAAGGGUGUAUAUAAAGAUAAAAGAAAAAAUAACUUUGAUUUUUUCGCCACAAUUUCUUUAAAAAUCAUUCCCAUAUCAUAUUGCAGUUGCCAACUUGUAUAUAAAUGUGAUAAUAAUAAUGCAUUACCUACUGAAACAGAAUAUAAUAAUUUAGAAUUAUUCAAGCGUGUGUUUUUUAAAUUAAUACAAUAUGAAUAUUUUAUAAUUCAUAAAAUAAUUCGUUGUAUUAAUGAGUUUAUAAUAUUUGUUUUAUAUUCUUUAGCUAAUUUUUAUUUAUAUUUUCAUAGCAUAUUCUUUAAUAUAUGUAAUCUAUUAAGUAAAAUAUAUCAUGGGGAGAGUAACAAUGGUUCGUUGCAUGCAUAUCCUAAUAUCCCUUAUAACAUUAUUAACAGUUUUGUAACUAUUCAUAAAAUUUAUGAACAUAAUAAAAUACCAUUAAAACAUGAUUUUAAAAAUGACCAAUUGGAAUAUAUGGGUUCCGAAUUCAUCUAUGACAAAAGGGGAUACAUAUUAACAGCUGCUCACAACAUAACCAAUCUAGAAGAUAAAUUUGUUGUAAAAAAUAAUAAUGGUUUAUACUUUGCAACUUUGCUUGGUUUGCAUAAAGGAUCAGACGUUUGCGUGAUGAAAAUUAAUUCUGAAGAACCAUUUUCUUAUAUCUCUUUAGACAAAAUAAGAGAUGAAUUAAAGCAAGGCGAAUCCGUAGUUACAUAUGGACAGAUACAAGAUUUUGAUAAAGAAACUUAUAGUAUGUCUGGUUCACCAUUACUUGAUCAGUAUGGGAACCUUGUAGGAAUGAUACAAAAAAAAAUCGACAAUUAUGGCUUGGCUUUACCCGCGAAUAUUCUAAAAAAUGUAGCUAUUCAUUUACAAAAUAAGGGAGUAUAUAAGGAACCAUUUUUAGGUAUUGUGUUUAGAGAGAAGGCCCUCAUAAUUCAAAAUUCCAGAUCUCUUACAAAAGAGUUGAAAAUUUCCAGCAUUUUAGCUAACUCAUCAGCUGAUCUGGGCAACUUGAAAAAAGAAGAUAUAAUUUCAAAGAUUAACAAUAAAGACAUCGAAAGCAUUUGUGAUGUACACGAAAUUAUCAAUAGUACAAGUGAUAGAUAUAUAAAUGUUGACGGCAUUCGAAAUGACAAAAAAUUUAAAACACAGAUAAAACUAUGGUGA
Plasmodium berghei ANKA is the source of this 1299-nucleotide messenger RNA. RefSeq names its product trypsin-like serine protease, putative. The record is from RefSeq and is a predicted model, not a curated record. Bases 1 to 1299 code for a protein of 432 amino acids. Lineage: Eukaryota; Apicomplexa; Aconoidasida; Haemosporida; Plasmodiidae. The transcript has 12 exons. Gene Ontology annotation, molecular function: protein binding.